AGUUUUAUAUCAUCCAAAUUUUUUUUUGUGUGAGAUUUUUUUUUUCUUUCGACAUUGAACUUCAUUUAUUGGAAAUUUUUUCCGCUUAUAAAAUAUAAAUAAUAUAUCUUAAUUAUCGAAUCGAAAUGCCCGUGAAUCAAAUUCAAAAUGGAUCAUCAUCAUCAUCAUCAACAACAUCAGCUCGAAAUGGCAGUAAAUGGCCGGAAAAUGUUGGCAUCAUUGCAAUGGAUAUUUAUUUUCCAUCAUCAUAUGUUGAUCAAACUGAUUUAGAAGAAUUUAAUGGUGUAUCAAAAGGUAAAUAUACGAUCGGUUUGGGACAACUUAAAAUGGGUUUUACCGAUGAUCGUGAAGAUAUUUCAUCAAUUUGUUUGACUGUAACGGAAAGUUUAUUGAAAAAAUAUAAAAUUUCUCCGGCUGAUAUUGGUUUUCUUAUGAUCGGUACUGAAACAAUUAUUGACAAAUCAAAAAGUAUCAAAACUGUUUUGAUGGAUCUGUUCAAAGAUAGUGGAAAUACCGAUAUUGAAGGUAUUCAUGCUACAAAUGCUUGUUAUGGUGGAACGGCUUCAUUGUUUCAUGCAAUUGAUUGGAUUGAAUCAAGUAAUUGGGAUGGCCGUUAUGCAUUGGUUGUUGCAGCAGAUAUUGCUGUCUAUGCUAGUGGUGCCGCUAGACCUACUGGAGGAUGUGGUGCUGUCGCUAUGUUGAUCGGGCCGAAUUCAGCCAUAAUUUUGGAUCGUAAAGUUCGUUCCACUUAUAUGGCAAAUGUUUAUGAUUUUUAUAAGCCAGAUCUCUCUUCUGAAUAUCCAUACGUUGAUGGCCCAUUAUCAAAUCAAUGUUAUUUACAAGCAUUGGAUCAAUGUUUUAAUUUAUAUUUCGAUAAGGCCAAUCGUAAUCGAGAAGAAUUGUUAAACCAUGAUCAUUCGGAACAAUCGAUGAUUGAUUUGAGCCACUUUGAUGCGGUUAUUUUUCAUGCUCCUUAUUGUAAAUUAGUACAAAAAUCUGUUGCACGUAUGCAUUUGCUUAACAAUUUACGUUUGCAAGCAAAUGAUCCAAGUCGAUUCGAUUUAAAAUUAGAAAAAUAUAGGAAUAUUAAACUGGAAGAUUCGUAUAAUGAUCGAGAAAUGGAAAAACUAUUGCUUACAUUGAGUUCGGAAAAUUUUUCGAAACAAACUGAUCCAAGUUUAAUGUUGGCUCGUGAAAUUGGUAACAUGUAUACGGCAUCACUUUAUGCCUGUCUUAUUUCCUAUCUUAUCAGUGAUUCAGUCGAAAAUCAAAUUGACAAACAUCUUUUGCUAUUUUCCUAUGGUUCUGGUUUGGCUGCAUCAAUGUUUUCCGCUCGUAUAACCAAAGAUAAGACAAUAUUAUCACGAUUAUCGAAUGGUUUGGCCGAUAUUAAAUCACGUUUACAACAACGUCGACGUGUACCACCAGCAAAAUUCGAAGAAACAUUAAAUCUUCGUGAAAAAACACAUAAUAUUGCACCAUAUGCACCAACUGGUGAUAUAUCAUUAUUGAUGGCCGGUACUUAUUAUAUUACCGAAAUUAAUCAAAAAUAUCACCGAAAGUAUUCAAAAGCUUAAAACAAUUUUAGAACAACAACAACAACAAAAUUUAUGUGAUGAAAAUGGAUUCGAUUAGGAAUCGAUCAUA
Messenger RNA from Dermatophagoides pteronyssinus (European house dust mite), 1647 nucleotides. It is a transcript of the gene Hmgs, whose product is annotated as hydroxymethylglutaryl-CoA synthase. Gene Ontology annotation, biological process: acetyl-CoA metabolic process. NCBI's taxonomy places the organism in Eukaryota, Metazoa, Arthropoda, Arachnida, Sarcoptiformes, Pyroglyphidae. Gene Ontology annotation, molecular function: hydroxymethylglutaryl-CoA synthase activity. The record is from RefSeq and is a predicted model, not a curated record.